Messenger RNA from Cricetulus griseus (Chinese hamster), 5555 nucleotides. The record is from RefSeq and is a predicted model, not a curated record. Lineage: Eukaryota; Metazoa; Chordata; Mammalia; Rodentia; Cricetidae.
GCCGCGCCCGGCCCCGCGCCGCGCCCCGCUCCCCGCGUCGGCGCCGUCCUCCCGCCUCCUCCUUCUCCAGAAAAAGUCGCCAUUUUGGUUCACUGCCUUCGCCCCCCCGCGGUCGGCGCUUCCGGGCCCGGGCUGCAGCCCGUGUCCGGCCUCAGGUGACAGAGAUGACUGAAUCCUUCUGUGUUGGAGGAGGCCGCCGGCUUCAAGGGUCCAACAAAAGUGGAUCUGGAAAGAGUGGCAGCCGGAAGGAUGUCCAGCUUCCCAUAUUGCAAGACCCACCAAAGCUGGGUAUGCCAGUGGUUCACAGUGGACAUACAGUGCCUAGCCAGGCCUCACUCUGCUUUGACCCCGGAAACCCAGCCAGUGACAGGACAGAAGGGAAGAAAAAAGGGAGGCCGAAAGCCGAGAAUCAGGCUCUCCGAGAUAUUCCUUUCUCCCUGAUGAACCAAUGGAAAGAUGAAUUCAAGGCACACUCAAGAGUGAAGUGUCCAAACUCAGGGUGCUGGCUAGAGUUCCCCAGCAUCUACGGGCUCAAGUACCACUAUCAGCGGUGCCAAGGGGGCGCUAUCUCAGAUAGGCUGGCCUUCCCUUGCCCCUUCUGCGAGGCCGCAUUCACCUCCAAGACCCAGCUGGAGAAGCACCGGAUUUGGAAUCACAUGGACCAUCCUCUGCCUACCCCCAAGCCUGGCCCGGUCAGCCGGCCAGUCACCAUCAACCGGCCUGUUGGGGUCAGCAAGCCCAUCGGAGUGAGCAAACCUGUUACUGUUGGCAAACCAGUGGGAGUCAGCAAACCCAUUGGCAUCAGUAAGCCUGUCACAGUCAGCAGGCCUAUGCCAGUCACUAAGCCUGUCACAGUCAGUAGGCCCAUGCCAGUGUCUAGGCCUGUGCCAGUCACCAAACCCAUCCCAAUCACCAAACCUGUGCCACUCACCAAACACAUGCCCGUCACCAAGCUUGUGACAGUUACAAAACCUGUGCCACUCACCAAGCCAGUACCAGUCAGCAGGCCCAUUGUGGUCAGCAAGCCAGUGCCGGUCAGCAGGCCCAUUGCCAUCAGCAGACACACACCACCCUGCAAAAUGGUAUUGCUGACCAAAUCUGAGAACAAAACACCUCGUGCUACAGGCAAGAACAGCAAUAAGAAAAGGGCUGCAGACAGUUUGGACACCUGCCCCAUCCUGCCAAAGCAGGCAAGGCCAGAGAAUGGAGAGUAUGGCCCAUCCACCAUGGGCCAAAGUGUGACUUUUCAGCUGGGUACAGAUCCUAGCAACAGCUCCCUACUGCCAGGAAGCAGGCCCUUGAUGAGCAAAGAGGCACUGCGGCCUGCAGACCCAGCAUCCCAGCCAGAGGAGGACCCCGAGCGCACAAAGCACAGAAGGAAACAGAAAACACCUAAGAAAUUCACAGGGGAGCAGCCAUCUAUCUCAGGGACCUUUGGGCUCAAAGGCCUGGCCAAAGCUGAAGACAAGGCCCGAGUUCAUCGCUCCAAGAAACAAGAAGGAUCAGGCUCCGAGGAAGUUCGGAAGAAGGUGCUGGCCACCCCUGUCACUGUCAGCAAGGAGGCUCCAGCUCCUGUGGCCCACCCAGCCCCAGGUGGGGGCUGCCUGGCAGGACCCAGGACAGGUCUCCAUGGUGGCCCUGAGGAGCAGUGGCAGCGAGCCAUCCAUGAACGGGGGGAGGCUGUCUGCCCCACCUGCAACGUGGUUACCCGGAAGACCCUCGUGGGGCUCAAAAAGCAUAUGGAAGUAUGUCAUAAGUUGCAGGAAGCACUGAAAUGCCAGCACUGCCGGAAACAGUUCAAGUCCAAGGCUGGCCUCAACUACCAUACCAUGGCUGAACACAGUGCCAAGCCCACUGAUGCUGAGGCCUCUGAAGGGGGAGAACAGGAGGAGCGAGAAAGGCUUCGAAAGGUGCUGAAGCAGAUGGGACGGCUACGCUGCCCUCAAGAGGGCUGUGGAGCCGCCUUCUCCAGCCUCAUGGGUUAUCAGUACCACCAGCGGCGCUGUGGGAAGCCACCAUGUGAGGUAGACAGUCCCUCCUUCCCCUGUACCCACUGUGGCAAGACUUACCGAUCCAAGGCUGGCCAUGACUACCAUGUGCGUUCAGAGCACACAGCCCCGCCCCCUGAGGAGCCCACCGACAAGAUCCCCGAGGCUGAGGACCUGCUUGGAGUAGAACGGACUCCAAGUGGUCGCAUCCGUCGCACAUCGGCCCAGGUUGCCGUGUUCCAUCUACAGGAGAUUGCAGAAGAUGAACUAGCCCGUGACUGGACCAAACGGCGCAUGAAGGAUGAUCUUGUGCCUGAGACUGCAAGGCUCAACUACACUCGGCCAGGCCUCCCUACACUUAAUCCCCAGCUGCUGGAGGCAUGGAAGAAUGAAGUCAAGGAGAAAGGCCAUGUGAACUGUCCCAAUGAUUGCUGUGAAGCCAUCUACUCCAGUGUGUCUGGCCUCAAGGCCCAUCUUGCCAGCUGCAGCAAGGGGGACCACCUGGUGGGGAAAUACCACUGCCUGCUAUGUCCCAAAGAGUUCAGCUCUGAGAGCGGUGUCAAGUACCACAUCCUUAAGACCCAUGCAGAGAAUUGGUUCCGGACCUCAGCUGAUCCACCUCCCAAACACAAGAGCCAGGACUCCGUGAUGCCUAGGAAAGAGAAGAAGAAAAGUCUAUCAGGAGGAAAGAAGCGGGGCCGCAAACCCAAGGAACGGUCCUCUGAGGAGCCAGCAUCUAAGCUGCCACCUAACAGGGAUGACUGGCCCCCGGGAGGCAGAGACAGGGGGACCCGAGGCUCCACUGGGAGGAAGGCUGGAGCUGGGAAGGCACCUGAAAAGUGAGCCUGGUGGACAGGGCCUAGCCACCAUGCCCAGCUUUGUUGAGAUUAGGGGAACCAGUUCCAGACUUGUCCUCCACCUCCACACACACACACCCAUCUGUCCAGAGGUUGGCAAACCACUCUGAUCUCCCUGAAAGUGGUCCUUCCCCUGUUUAGGUUGCCUCACGUGGCUAGGUGGGGCUCCCCAGGAGGGCCAGGGGCAGUAGCAAAAGUGCAAUAGGCUGGGGAGGGGGGUCCCAGCCAUCCCUACAAGGACAUUCUUGGACCUGGCAGAAUCUAGAGUCUUGGCACCAUGGGGCACAAAGUGUGCUUGAACAGCCAAAUGGCCCCUAUCUCCUCCCUCUGGCCCAGUAGGGUUCCCAUUCUGACUCCCUUAAGGCUCAGACAUUCCUGGUGACCCAUGGGCUGAUGAGGCACAUGAGCAGCCUGGCUGCCAUCACUUAGGCCUCACCUCCACCCAACACUGGAUCUCCAGUACUCCCAGCUACCUCCCAGGACAGACCCUGUCUAGCUACUGCCAUGCUGCCCUGACAGCCACCACCCAUCUGUCUUCUUGUAUCCAUUUAUGACCCCCUUGCUUCUGUUUUCUACCUCUCUGGGCCUGCUCCUCUCCUCUGUCAUCCCUGCUGUGCUUCAGGCCUCACCCCAUUGACUGGUGUGGUCAUGGUGGAGUAUGUAGCCUUCCAGGCAAGGAAAGAACUUUGUGUGUUCUACCUUUAGGGAGGUCCAGACCCAUAGCUACCAACCUGAGAGCAAAGGACCAGAAUGCUCCACCUCCAGCCUUCAGUUUCUGAUCUUGUUGGCACCCUGAGGGAUGCCUCCCUCUGGCCACAGCCAUGUAAAGUAGAGGCUGGCCAGAAGGAGCCUCUAGUCCAGGAGUAGCGCCUAUGAGAGACAGCUUAUGUCUACCAUGCUAAGUGGGCCCAUAAGCCAAGUUCUGUGGAAGCCCUCUUUUUUCCCCACUACUUCAUCUGUCCUCAGUGUCUAGUGGCAAUCAGUCAUUUGAUACAGAAAUUGAAGGAUAGUGAAAAGAUGGGGUCUCAGCCAGUGUAGCAGCUCUAGGCUGAGCCCCACCCUUUUAGGGGCCCUGAGGAUAACAGGGUCUGCAGGUUGGGCAAGGCCUGGAAGAGAGAUCUGGCCUCCUUCCUGGUCAUACCCACCCCUCUGAACCACACUGGAAGAAGGCUGAAAGGGGUGAGAACAGUUUUUUCCAGUGUGGGUAGGGGUGGACUGAGGCCUCUGCUUCUGAUCCUGGACGAUGUGAAUUUUGAUAUUUGCUUGUGUGUGUCCUGGAUGUUGUUGAUGCCAGUCUUGUUGCUGUGACAAGUAGCAACCUUUUUUAAAUUUUUUUUACAUAUAUAUAUAGAUAUAUAAAACUCAACAAUUUUAUGUUUUGGUGCUAAGGGUUUCCUGGUGCCGAAGGUAGAGCUGGGCUGUAGUACUGACUGGCACCUGACCCCCAACCUCAAGGGGGAGGGGUUCCCAGGAGAUUUGGGAUGGAGUCCUUGUACACUCCUGUCUAGGAUGGUUCUGACUCUGGGCAACCCUGGCAUUAUAUGCUGGAGGUGUUGAAUGAACAAAUAAACUCUUCAAUUCCUACACACCUUUGACAUGAUCAGAAGGUGGCCACAGAGGUGGGUAAGAUCCAGUGUCAAAAGUUCAAAGGGUAGCCUGGGACUUUUGGGUGGUGGUGUGCAAUUGUGGAAGGGAAUGGGGCCCCAAGUGCACUUUCAAAACACCUCUGUGGGGUGUGACCAUCCACCCCAGCCUCUCAGGUACUUAGCACUUGUCAGAAGAAGGGCCUAGGUUUGCUGGGGGUUGAGUUUCCAGGACAUGCCUCAAGGCCCAGAUGUAGGCCUUGAUAUGGGACUUGGGGUUCUAUUACUUGAUGUUCAGCACUUUAACUCCUUUGUCUUUGAAAUGGGUGUGGGGGCAGCUGUCAAAAGUGGCAGUUGGAUAGGUGGUGGCUGGUAAGGGGUUUUGGCAAGCUAGUUUGUAAAGCUCUUCUAAGGUGGUAAGGCCCUCCCUGGGCAGGGUUCAUCAGUCUGCCCACCUCCCUAUUCUGGCCCAAAGGUGACCACCAGCCUAUACAGACCCUCUUAAGAGGGACCAUCAUGGCAGGUCUCCAGGAGGGGUGGACUUGGCCCAAACAAACCCUGGGUCCUUGGCAAAAUGCAAAAGUCAGGGUCUCUACAGAUCUACCUCUGGCUCAGCGCUUGCCCUGCCCUAAAAAUACCAGAGAAGUGCCAAGGGCAGACAUUUCAUGCAGAACCAGGGUGCACUUUAUGUUCCUGCACAGGCAGAUUUUGGGGCCUUCCUGUCCUUCCUGUCCCUAUGGUGGUUCUGAGGGGAGAGUUGUUUCUGUGUUUCCCUGUUGGGUGGAACACGGGCCUUUUGCCCUGGAGACCUGGUUUCCCAGGUCACCCCUCAUACCUGACUGCAGCGCCUCCUAAACUUUGGGUUCCUCGGUUUUGUUUUAAUGCAGUUCUCAUUACACAAGUGCAUUUCUGGCUAUCACUUGUAACCAUAGAUAUACAUGCAUAUAUAUUCUAUCUACAAAGUGUUUUAUUUGCAAGAUGUUUUGAGGUGAGCUUGGGUCCUGCCCGCCUUGUGAUCAUCUGUCCCCAUCUUCAUCCCCUGGCCCGGAGUGGUGCGGUGGUGGGCCAUCAACUGUAUGUAUUAAAAUUACUGUAUCAAAUAAAUGUUUAUUGAUUUUUUCCCCCCA